AAGGACUCCUCCUAAUGCCCCAUGGCGCCCAUAUAUCCAGAACAUCCGUCAACAUCUCGGUUCACAUGGCGGAAACGGGAGCAUGGCAUACGAGUCUCGCCCCUGGCCCAGCCGGAUGUUUGCCCAACCUCCACCCUCCUGGAAACAUAUAUAAUGCUCCUCUCAGAGCGCAGUUUCCUCUUCUUCAUCUCACCAGAGUAACAGACACCAGGCCUACACCAACUCAUAUUCACUCUUUUACCACCUCGCCUACUACUCCCACCCAACCACAAACACUUCACCAACCACCAUGCGAUUCUCUUCCAUCUUUGUCGCCGCGCUCCCCAUCCUCGGCUCGGUCUUUGCUGCCCCCCUCAACACUGAGGCCAAGAAGGACCUUGCUGCUGCUCCUGCCGAGCUUGUCCAGCGUGACAGCUCUUUGCUCGACAUUCUUGCCGAGCUCAAGGCUGACAUCGAAGCCGCUGGUUCUCUCUCCGGUGUGACCGCCGAGGUCAACAUCACCGCGACUGUCCAGGUCGCCGUCGACGCUCUCAACAAGGCUGGAUCCGCCCUCGGAGCCGACCUUUCCUUGGGUGUGGACGCUGAAGUCAGUGUCUCCCUUGCCGGUCUCAAGCGAGAAAUUGAGCAGCGAGCUGUCGACAAGACUGCCGUUGCCCAGGUUUUGGUCGACAUCAUCGCUACUAUCAACGUAAACAUCCUUACCCCUGCUAAGCCCUACCUCUCUUCUUGCACUUGCCAGGAGUCCACCUCCCUCAUCAAGGAGCUCGACACCCUCUUGACCGGUCUUCUCUCUUGCGUCGACUCUCUCCUUGGCGGCAUCUUGAUCCUCGUCAAGGGCUUGCUUAUCAAGACUCUUGGUUUGGUCUCCACUUUGCUCGGUGACCUCGCCGGUCUCUUGGGUGACGUCCUUUCCGUCCUUGGCCUUUAAGGGGUGUCUUCCUUCUUUGAGUAGACUCUUUCUUAUAUAGCUUAAUUAGCGCCUCUUCUCAUACUGGCAAGGUUGAUUUGAAUCCGGUUGGUGUUUGUUAAUCAUUGGUCGAGUGAGAUCUUGUCUGGCCCAUACUCCUGAUGAAUCCUUAUGAUACCC
Cryptococcus amylolentus CBS 6039 is the source of this 1087-nucleotide messenger RNA. RefSeq lists its product as hypothetical. Lineage: Eukaryota; Fungi; Basidiomycota; Tremellomycetes; Tremellales; Cryptococcaceae. The transcript is spliced from 4 exons. Bases 290 to 928 code for a protein of 212 amino acids. The record is from RefSeq and is a predicted model, not a curated record.